Messenger RNA from Loxodonta africana (African savanna elephant), 3135 nucleotides. RefSeq names its product MAGUK p55 scaffold protein 2 (gene MPP2). Gene Ontology annotation, cellular component: cell-cell junction; plasma membrane. The record is from RefSeq and is a predicted model, not a curated record. The transcript is spliced from 12 exons. Gene Ontology annotation, molecular function: protein binding. Lineage: Eukaryota; Metazoa; Chordata; Mammalia; Proboscidea; Elephantidae. The coding region runs from base 1 to 1710 and encodes 569 amino acids.
AUGGCGGGCAGCCCGGGCAGCGGGGCCUCCUUGGAGGGAAUAUCCCUGGGCUCCUCUGAGGAAGCGGAACUCCAGAGGGAAGCCAUGCAGCAAGUCCUGGACAACCUGGGAUCCCUUCCCAAUGCCACAGGUGCUGCGGAGCUGGACCUGAUCUUUCUUCGAGGCAUUAUGGAAAGUCCCAUAGUAAGAUCUCUGGCCAAGGCUCAUGAACGGCUGGAGGAGACCAAGCUGGAGGCGGUGCGUGACAACAACCUGGAGCUGGUGCAGGAGAUUCUGCGAGACCUGGCGCAGCUGGCCGAGCAGAGCAGCACUGCUGCCGAGCUGGCCUGCAUCCUCCAGGAGCCCCACUUCCAGUCCCUCCUGGAGACGCAUGAUUCUGUGGCCUCAAAGACCUAUGAGACACCGCCCCCCAGCCCUGGCCUGGACCCCACGUUCAGCAACCAGCCUGUGCCCCCUGAUGCUGUUCGCAUGGUGGGCAUCCGCAAGACAGCUGGAGAGCAUCUGGGUGUGACAUUCCGUGUGGAGGGAGGAGAGCUGGUGAUUGCGCGCAUCCUACAUGGGGGCAUGGUGGCCCAGCAAGGCCUGUUGCACGUGGGUGACAUCAUCAAGGAGGUGAACGGACAGCCGGUGGGCAGCGACCCCCGCGCGCUGCAGGAGCUCCUGCGCAGCACCAGUGGCAGCGUCAUCCUCAAGGUCCUGCCCAGCUACCAGGAGCCCCAUUUGCCCCGCCAGGUAUUUGUGAAAUGCCACUUUGACUAUGAUCCGGCCAGAGACAGCCUCAUCCCCUGCAAGGAGGCAGGCCUGUGCUUCAGCGCUGGAGACCUACUCCAGAUCGUCAACCAGGAUGAUGCCAACUGGUGGCAGGCAUGCCAUGUUGAGGGAGGAAGUGCUGGGCUCAUCCCCAGCCAGCUGCUGGAGGAGAAGCGAAAAGCCUUUGUCAAGCGGGACCUGGAGCUGACACCGACCUCAGGGACCCUAUGUGGCAGCCUUUCAGGAAAGAAGAAGAAGCGCAUGAUGUAUCUGACCACCAAGAAUGCAGAGUUUGAUCGCCAUGAGCUGCUCAUUUACGAGGAGGUAGCCCGCAUGCCCCCGUUCCGCCGGAAAACCCUGGUGCUGAUCGGGGCCCAGGGUGUGGGCCGGCGCAGCCUGAAGAACAAGCUCAUCAUGUGGGAUCCAGACCGCUACGGCACCACUGUGCCCUACACUUCCCGGCGGCCCAAGGACUCGGAGCGGGAAGGCCAGGGUUAUAGCUUUGUGUCCCGUGCCGAGAUGGAGGCUGACAUUCGUGCGGGUCGGUACCUGGAGCAUGGCGAGUAUGAGGGCAACCUGUAUGGCACCCGUAUCGACUCCAUCCGGGGCGUGGUUGCAGCUGGCAAGGUGUGCGUGCUGGAUGUCAACCCCCAGGCAGUGAAGGUGCUGAGAACAGCGGAGUUUGUCCCUUACGUGGUGUUCAUCGAGGCCCCCGACUUUGAGACCCUGCGGGCCAUGAACCGGGCUGCGCUGGAGAGUGGGGUGUCUACCAAGCAGCUCACGGAGGCGGACCUGAGGCGGACAGUGGAGGAGAGCAGCCGUAUUCAGAGGGGCUACGGGCACUACUUUGACCUCUGCCUGGUCAACAGCAACCUGGAGAGGACCUUCCGUGAGCUCCAGGCAGCCAUGGAGAAGCUGCGCACGGAGCCCCAGUGGGUGCCCGUCAGCUGGGUGUACUGAGCCCUGCUCACCUGACCUCACCUCUCUGGGUUGUGACCCAGAACCCUGAGUCCGCCCCCUUCCCCAACCCUGGCCACCAGCCACCAUCCUUAGCCCCAUCCCCGGGUCUCCCUAAGGCUGGCUUCAGUGUAGAUGUGUGCACUGCCAGGGGGUGAAUGUUCAUGGGGUACCUCUGUGCCCAGGUGCUGCCCACUCCCUAUACCCAGUGGCCACCAGAUGUCCCUCUCAGGGUGUCAGAGUCACCUUGAUAAUGCUCAGUCCAGAGGAGAGAAGAGCUGUUGGACUGUGUGGUCAGUGGAUCUGCUGCCCCCUGGUGGCUGCCCCUCUUCAAUGGCCUUUUCUCCUCUGGACUGGCCAUGCCCACCCCAUUCUUGGGCCUCCCCAUCUUUUACCCUGCAUCCUAGGAGCUGGCCUGGGGCUGUUUCCAUGUGGCCAAGGGUGUGCAUGGCCCACUGGCAGCCAGGCAGGCCCGGAUAGUGGUGCCACCCUGAAGCCACCCUGAAACCCGGAGGAGCCAAACGUGAGCCAGCUGCCCUGGCUGCUGCGGCACCACUCUUGGCUCCCUCAGAAGCGGGCAGAGGUCCCAGGGGUGGACACUGCUUUGUUCCUCCCUCGUCCACAGCUUUUCACUGCCGAAGUCUCUCUACAGACUCUGUCAGCUUUGCCCCUGCAGGGCAAGGCUGGUAGGGGCCAGCAGGCUCAGACCAGGUAGGGGUGGGUUGGAGGGCUGAGAUGAGGAGUCUGCUGCUGACAGAAGAGCUCAAGCUCUCUAUGGCCCAUGGUAGGGACACAUCUGGGCCCCCUGCCCAUGACCGUUGUCCUUUAGGUCGUCUCUCUGGCCAGGUCCAGGUGCCCUGCUUGCAUCAGGCACAUCAAGGCUGCCUUGGCCCCCCAACCCUGCGGGGCUGAGGCAUGGUGCAGAGGGACCUUGUGAGCUCUGGGUCCUGGAGCAUAGGCUUGGAGAAGGUUUGUACGUUAGCAGGCUCCUCGCUGAACAGCCCCAGGGGGCACCGUUCACACUGUAGUCUGCACAGUCUGUGGCUCGGCACUCUGUAGCCCCUUGAUUUGUGUUUCUGGCACUGAUGUGUGUGCGUCAGGCCUGACUUUGGGGAAGGGAAGCAAUGGGUUAUUUUGCUUUGGAGCCACUCUUUGGGGCCCCUUGUCAUGGAUUCCCCAUCAGCCCCUGUUUCUUAUAAGACCCUUCUCCCCAGAUUCUAGAGCCUUAGCCCCCGCCAGAUGUCUUCAUCAAACUCUCCUAUUGUCCCCCACCCUAAAUGCCACCCCAGUCCUUGGGGAGGGCAAUUUUGUAAAAUAGGAGAAUCCCUUCUAAAAUGCUGUCUGGACCUCUCCAGUCAUCUCACUCCUCAUGCUUCUCUGCCAUCCUUCCCCAGGUGAGCCCGUUCUCACAGAGGACCCCCUCCCCUG